AAGUGUAGUACCCUCCCCUCUCCAGACGCUGUUCCUAGGUGCCUAGCUGCAGUUCAAGCCUCCACUGGCCAAGACAGUCCAAGCAUCAUCACCAACACCGCCGAACGAAUCAAGCCUCCAGACGCCAACCUAUCCCUCCAAAUUCCACGACCGAGAACACAGUAAUCGGGUAACUUCACCAACUUCGCCCUUGCCUGAAGCCGAACAUAUCUGAUUCCAUCACAACUAAACAUCAACCCCUCCUAAUCACCAGAACGCGGGACCCUCACACCGCCGCCACCCACCAACCCACCACCCAAGAUCACAAUGUCCAUCAUCCAGCAACACACGCAAGCAACGCUCAGCGACGCCUGGCGCACCAUCAACAUUGACGCUCUCACCGAAGACUCGUCGGUCAACUUUGACGUGUCGACGCUGCACCCUCCCCUUCCGGAAAUCAGCGAGGCCGACGCGCGCGCCAUCAACGGCCAGGUGCGACAGCUGCUCAGGGGCGGCGACGCCGAGGGUGCUUUGCGCGGAUGUCUCGAGAUGCCCGUCUACGCCGGGUCCGAAGCGGCCAAGGAGACGCACCUGCACACGGUCAUCGAGGUGCUGCAGAGCAUCAAGGCGAGCGAGAUGACGCCCAUGUUGCAGCGCAUUUACGGACAGCCAGGGGGGAGCGAGUGUUUGGAUGUUUUGAUCAAGUAUUUGUACAAAGGCAUGGGCGCCACGUCCGCCUCCUCCGAUGGCUCUGGCAGGACGACGCCCGCUCGCGCCAUGACUCCCCAGGCUACCGGUUUCAGCCAAGUCAGCCAGCGCCCUAUGGCCGCGAACGAGUCGACCGGUUCGGCUAUGAGUGUUUUGUUGAGCUGGCAUGAGAAGGUUGUCGAGGUUGCUGGGUUGGGUUGCAUAGGCCGCGUCAUGACUGACUUCCGGAGGGUAUAAGGAGGUUAAGCAGGGGGGCAAGAGAAAGCUGGUUGUCGAGUUGAAGCGAUGCGAUGCGGUUCCGAGCGAGAUAUACGCCAUCAUACAGCAAUAAUACAUAACGCAUUACACAUCAAACUGGCUGUAUUUUGGGUUGAUGUCUGCGGUUGACGAGCAGUGAGAGGGUCAGGAGGCAUGCUUGGGCUAUUCUCGGCCUCAGGCCGGCUUGUCUUGUUUACAUACCCCUGACCUUGUAAACAAUUGUCACUCUGGUGGAAUUGGCAACAAUAUCAUGUUGCCGCCAGCAAAUGCUUGUGCCGCCUUUACGGUGCUGUUGGCUUCAAGAUAUAGGGAAGCAGCUGAGUCAGGGUACUGGGACCAAC
Molecule: messenger RNA, 1286 nt
Organism: Neurospora hispaniola
Lineage: Eukaryota; Fungi; Ascomycota; Sordariomycetes; Sordariales; Sordariaceae
Product: actin-related protein 2/3 complex subunit 5
Exons: 2
Coding region: 307-924 (205 amino acids)
Biological process (GO): regulation of actin filament polymerization; Arp2/3 complex-mediated actin nucleation
Cellular component (GO): cytoplasm; Arp2/3 protein complex; actin cytoskeleton
Molecular function (GO): actin filament binding
Source: RefSeq, a predicted model, not a curated record